AUGCUUGUGUUUGCAUCCUUGAACGCUGACUAUUUCACCGGCCUGCCAUGGAAAGAGUUGUGGUCGCCUCGCAAAAUCCACAACUCUAGACUUGGACAGUGGGUGGAGAAAUAUGAAGAGGCCGUCAAGAAAGAUACAGACAUGGAGCAAGGUGAGCAAUUGGAUCCAGAAGAUGUCGUGAGGAUGAUGCAAGUGCAGCUGCGGUUGUCUUGCGGUUUCGGCGUCGUGGAAGUUGAGGGAGAGCUGCACAUUCAGUUGCUCCGGUCUGCCGCGACGCUGCUGCAGUGGCACUUGAAGGAAGUCACUCACGGGAUGGGAGUCGGAGGCCUUGAACUUGAGCCUGUGUUAAAAGAUGCAAUGAAAGAGGUGCAGGACGGCAUGAGAGGGGUGCUGAUACUGGUACGGCUCUCCUCGAGCCAUGCGCCGGCUGAUCUCAGGCUAUGCUGGCGCUUGAGCAAGGAUUCCGUCCGCUUCAUCCUCUGCUAUCUGUAG
Messenger RNA from Symbiodinium necroappetens, 492 nucleotides. NCBI's taxonomy places the organism in Eukaryota, Dinophyceae, Suessiales, Symbiodiniaceae. The record is from the annotation of a GenBank genome assembly.